UUCAAAAAUACUUCGCCAAUCUCCUUGCCUCGUAACCAUGGAUAUAUAGUAUUAAAGGACAGGGCAGCCUUUCUUUGUAUUUUCCAUAUUAAUUAUUGAGAAUUUUUUUGGGCGUUACCGGUCUGGUACUUGUUACUUUGUUAGAUUUCAAAACAAAGAAAAGGAAGCGAGCUUCAGGUUUAUGUUUGGAUCAGCUAUAAAUUUUCGGUGAAAAGCAAAAGGGAUGGCGAGUUGUCUAUGGAGGAGUCAUCCCCAACAACUAAUUCAAUAUCGCCAUCACUCCUCCGCCUUAUCCGAUUAUCAUUCUCUUCAUCCCUGUCAUCUGUAUGACCGCCGCCUUUGUAAUUUCUCAGUCACAACCCGUCCCCGCCGUAGCCGCUCCUCCGGAAUCUAUUGUAACUAUGACGAUACGAAACCCAAUCAAUCAUCUUCUACAGGAAUUCAACUUUAUGGUCAGAUUGAGAGAUUAAUUACAGAAACUGUGAGGCAAUCACAAGAUGCUUGGGGUGGUUCAAAAGACUGGAUUGAAGUUGAGGGUGCAUGGGUUCUCAAACCAAGAAGCUCACAACCCAAGUCAGCCGUUCAUUUUGUUGGAGGUAUAUUUGUUGGAGCAGCUCCACAGCUUACCUACCGUUUGUUUCUUGAGCGCCUUGCAGAAAAGGGUAUUUUGGUGAUUGCCACACCAUAUGCUAGUGGCUUUGAUCAUUUCUUCAUUGCGGAUGAAGUGCAGUUUAAAUUUGAUAGGUGUUUUCGUUUUUUAAAAGAAAUGACAGAAGAUCUUCCUACUUUUGGCAUUGGCCACUCAUUGGGUUCUGUUAUUCACCUUUUGAUUGGAUCACGAUAUGCUGUGCAAAGAAGUGGGAAUGUGUUAAUGGCUUUUAACAACAAGGAGGCAAGCUUAGCUAUCCCUUUGUUCUCGCCUGUUCUUGUUCCUGUGGCCCAAAGCAUUGGACCAUUUCUAUCACAAAUUGCAUCAUCACCAACAGUCCGCCUUGGGUUCUUGCAGGCAGAGAUGACUUUGAAGCAACUAGAGAACCUAAGCCCACCCAUUAUGAGGCAAGUUCUUCCUUUGGUGGAGCAGCUGCCUCCAUUGUACAUGGACUUAGUCAAGGGAAGAGAAGAUUUUUCUCCAAAACCUGAAGAAACCCGACGACUUGUGAAGUCAUACUAUGGCAUUUCUAGAAAUCUUUUGGUGAAGUUCAAGGAUGAUGCAAUUGAUGAAACUUCAACCUUAGCUCAGUUGCUUAGUUCAGAAUCAGCUAUUAGUUCAAUGCUAGACAUGUCAAUUCGCUUGAUGCCUGGAGAUCAUGGGCUUCCUUUGCAACAGGUUCUCCCAGAUGUCCCACCCGCAAUGGCAGAUGCGGUAAAUCGGGGAAGUGAGUUUUUGGCAAAUCUGACCGUGGGAACACCAUGGGAGACCGUUGCUAAGGAAGUAGGCAACACAAUAGGUGGAGAUUCAAGGAUCCUUCGUGCUGAAGCAUCCAAGGACAUAGAUCGGCUUGUUGAAGUGAUCACCUCUUGGAUGGCCUCUAAUACAGGUCCAAAACUUCUAAGGCCAUAAUGAGUUGGGUAGUCACACUUACAUCAAGCAAAAAUUGGGAGAUGCUAGAAGAAUACUUGGGGAAUAUGAUCUUUAUGUUAUUCUAUUGUACAUUCCGUAAUUACAUGGCAUAUCCAAUCUUAGAAGUCAAUCAAAUAAUGGAUUUCAACUAAUUAGGAGUGGACAGAUACAGAUGUAGUUUAUUUCUUCUUGUUAAUCUAGAAUUUCUUAGGUUGUAAAAGAAAGAUUGCAAUUUCUAUAAAUUUACAAAAAUACAACUCAACUCAAUUAA
Messenger RNA from Hevea brasiliensis (rubber tree), 1832 nucleotides. RefSeq lists its product as uncharacterized. The transcript is spliced from 10 exons. The record is from RefSeq and is a predicted model, not a curated record. The coding region runs from base 224 to 1561 and encodes 445 amino acids. Lineage: Eukaryota; Viridiplantae; Streptophyta; Magnoliopsida; Malpighiales; Euphorbiaceae.